Messenger RNA from Guyanagaster necrorhizus, 1197 nucleotides. RefSeq lists its product as uncharacterized. Lineage: Eukaryota; Fungi; Basidiomycota; Agaricomycetes; Agaricales; Physalacriaceae. The coding region runs from base 128 to 1003 and encodes 291 amino acids. The record is from RefSeq and is a predicted model, not a curated record. The transcript has 2 exons.
AUUCAACUCGUGCGUGGCAACGCACUGAAAUUAUCCAGGUGAGGCACGGCCACCUGUAUGUACACUCACUCCGACUGCUGUCGCUUUACUAACUACCCUCUUCGUGAAAUACUUUAUACUGGCAAGAAUGCCGAUACAGUCCGAAUUCCCAGGAGUAUCCAUCGACAUUCUGAGAGAGAUAUUCGAGUUCGCAUCAACCUCGUCUGCUGAGACUGGGCUGCGCCUAACACUAGUGUCGACUUAUGUUCGACAUUGGACGCUUCCCGUUAUCUACAGAAACGCUGUUCUGUCAUCGUCGCGUGCAGUGAGACUCUUCCUUGAAACUAUGGUUACCUCGAGAGCCUCCAGUCUUGCGCCCAUCGUGCCGCUUUGCAGUCGAGUAAAGAACCUCGGCAUCUUCGCUUUAGGUCCCCUGCCCUCUAUAGAGAAAAUCAUCCCUCUGUGUAACAUAGAGAGUCUUGCGUGUGGAUUUUCCCUUCAUGCCUAUCUACUUUCACACCACCAAAUGCCUUCUCACGUUGCUAGGGAGGUGCACUUCCUCGGUCUUUCAUGCCGAGAUGGCAUACCCUUUUACCUUAUUUCUCCAGAAACCACUCACUUCCACGCGCAGCUAUCUCUGCAAGACUUUCCCUCUAUUGCAGAAAUUCACCACUACGGUUCCGCGAUCACGCACUUAGCCAUCAGCACCCCUUUGAGCUCCAAAAAAGCCGUUGAAGUCGUAGGGUCCGUCACCUCCGCAUUGCUCGACAGCCGUAGUCCUUUGGAAGUCCUUCUGAUUCAAGUGAUGGGCUCCAAAGCUUUCGAAAUCGCUGAAGCCAUAAAUGCGCGGAAUAAAGCGAGGACCGCGAUUGCUAAUGAUCGAGUUGACUACCGUUUGGUUGCAACACGCGCACCUUCAUCGAUCGUUCAACAGUGGGAAAAAACGGCCGUCUCUUCCGCGGAUUUAUGGGAGGACGCAGAAAGAGAAGCUCGUCAGAGGAGGGCGCGAAGGUCUGUGUUGUAGGAUGUGAAAAUUUGCUGAGAAACAGUUGCAUAAAUUUGGCCUGGUCUGUCAAACCCGCCGCCAAACUCAGUUGCAGUGUCCCUGGAUGCACGAUGGAGCUUCGAAGUUGUGUGUCAUUGAGAAUAACGAUUGGAAGUAAAAUUUUUCUUGAUAUAUACAUUUUUGCAGGCGCUACACUUCUUCAAUUUCUCCCG